Molecule: messenger RNA, 3210 nt
Organism: Acytostelium subglobosum LB1
Lineage: Eukaryota; Evosea; Eumycetozoa; Acytosteliales; Acytosteliaceae
Exons: 2
Coding region: 1-3210 (1069 amino acids)
Biological process (GO): positive regulation of transcription by RNA polymerase I; positive regulation of rRNA processing
Cellular component (GO): nucleolus
Molecular function (GO): RNA binding; protein binding
Source: RefSeq, a predicted model, not a curated record
AUGGCAAAGGACAAGACAUCAUCAACAUCGGUCGUGGAGAAGAAGUCGACUACUUCUAAGAAAUCAGCGGUGGCUGCAGUGCCAGAGGUGGUCGUGGAUAAGAAGAAGACUACUACCACAACAAAGAAGGUUGCUGCUGCUGCUACCACUGUGAAGGCUGCGACAACAUCAUCAGACAAGAAGAUCAGCAAGAAUGUAGAGACAAAGAAAGUUGAAGAUGUGAGCGAUGCUAUUGUUGCGACUGAUUCAGAGUCAGCAUGGAAGAACAUGGAUAUUACAUCCGGUGGAAGCUUCAUUGAUGUCCAUCCGAUACUCGCUAGCAGCACUGAUCUGCUGGUGGCAUGCCUCAACAAGAUAUACGUAUAUAAUCCACAGACUGGACAGGUGAAGAAGCAGAUCAUCUUAAAGUCAUUCAUUUCGGCAAUGUGUCUGUCAAAGAAGCAGAAGAAUGUAGUGUUGGUCAGCACUGUUGGAUCACUCUUGCAGAUUGAAUUCGAUAGCAGCAGCAGCAACAAGACAGAGUCUUCAAAGGGAACAUCAACAACAGCAUCAUCAUCAACAAGUAGCGAACAACAAUAUACAAAGCCAUUGAAAGAUCCAAUCUCGUUGGCAACUGAGAUCAUUGUACAUAUGAUCGUCGAUCCCUCCAAUCACGACCAGCUGUACUACUCGACACCAACGGGUGUGUUUAGAAUCGACUUAUCGCAGACACAGCAGCCAGCCACGCGUCUGAUGUUCAUCAGCUACCCACGCGGCAUGGUGCUCAGCGACACUGGCCGCUUGCUGGCCGUGCACUCUAACAAUGUGAACAUCCAGAUCAUCAAUUUGCAGUCGGGCCUCGAGAAGGUGUGGACCAGCGAGUCGGUCGUCACGUCGAUGGCGUUCAGUCCACGCCAGUCGAUCCUGUCGUACGGCACAACGACGGGUCGCAUCAACCACCUGUCGAUCAACGCGCAGUCCAUGAAGCUCAGCAUCACUGGCUACGAUCAUUGGCAUCCAACGCCCGUGACCGCGCUGCAGUACUCGUCCGAGGGCAACCUGUUGUUCUCUGGAGGUUUCGAGUCGUCGUUGGUCGUCUGGACGACUGCCACCAUGCGUCGCAACUUUUUGCCACGUCUGGGAGGUGCCAUCAACUCGGUGUCGGUCGACCCAGACACUGGAUACGUCGCCGUCGCGCUCAAGACCAACUGCAUCAAGGUGGUCAAUGUCAGCGACUUGUCGCUCUCACAGUCGAUCAUUGGAGUGCGCUUUGGCUCCAACACACGCAGCCUCACAGGCCUCCAGGCCCACCCGCUCACACGCACUAUCGCCAUGAACGGCACAGACGGCACCAUUCAAUUCUACGACGCCCGCCAGAACCGUGUGUCUUCGGAGCUGAUCGUGUCGCCACCCGCCAACACGUCUAUCUCCACCAAGCAGGCCAAGACCAAGCUGAAGCAGUUCGACGGCAGCAACCCAUUCGACGUGCAGAACUCCCAGGUCACGCGUCUUGCCUUCCAUCCUCGCUUCAACUACCUGGCCACAUUUGAGGAGCGUCCCGGCACUCAAAACAUGCAGGCCAACCUCAUUGUAAAGGAUCAGAUCCUCAAGUUCUGGAAGCCCACCUCAGAGAGCAACGUUAUCUCGCCCUCGGACAGCCUGUAUGAGUGCUCCUUCUCGGUGACCACCCCUCACAAGUCCCCAAUCCAGUCGAUGGCAUUCCACCCCAAGCUGGCGCUGCUGCUCACCGGCUCCAGCACCGACUUUAAGAUGUGGCAGAAGAAGGAUGACAUGUGGUCCUGCGUGUUCACUGGUCAAUACCGUAGCCUGCCCGCCACCGCCGCCGCAUUCUCCCACGAUGGAAGCGUGUUUGCCAUCUCUGCCGGCCACCUGGUCACCGUGUGGCAACUGGAAGGCUUCAAGAUGCUCACGAUCCUGGCACACACCACCGUAUCAUUGGUUCGCUCCCUGCACUUCCUGGCCGACGCCACACAGCUGCUGGCCAACUACGAGUCCUGCAUGGCCGUGUGGGACCUGACCCGCGUCGCCCCCAUCCUGGCCAUUGACGGCCCACUCGACUCACUGGCCGUCUCUCCAGAUGGCGAUCGCAUUGCCAUCUCUGGAUCGUUGAGCAACGAUGCCAACGGCAACACAAACUACAUCAGCAUCCUCAACACUCACAGCGCAGGCGAGAACACUGACUCGCUGUUCACAUGCGAGCACGUCGUGAUGUUCCAAUCGCCAGUCAAGAACCUCUUGUUUGCUGAUGAGCCACACCAACAGUGCCUCUACUACACCCCACACAACCACUUCAUCUGCGGCCUGUCGAUCGCCACCGACGGCGACGCAAGCAAGUCAGCGGCAGCGGCCAUCAGAUUGAACCCCAACAAGUACAGCGAGAAGAUGGGCAAGAACAAGAUGCUCAAGAACCACAACAGAAACACCAAGCAGCAGCUGGCCGAUAUGCAAGAGAUGACCGAGAAACUGAAGCAGACCCAGGCCCAGAAGGAGUUGGAGAAGGAGGCUGCCAAGAUCGUCCAAGCCGAGAUGGACAUGGAUCACAUGCCCAGUGUACAGCAGGUUGGAUCGGCGCCCACCAACAUCUUCAACGCUGCAUCACAUAUUAUCCCUGGCGUCCAGUCGAUCUAUCAAACGUUCAUGGACUCGAUGUUGACCACUCAGGCACCAUCCACUUCGUCUUCCUCGUCGUCAUCCAAGCACUCAUCGUCCAAGUCGUCAUCCGCGUCCACUUUGACCAACUCUACACCUGCCAAUGACUCUGCAUCCACUUCGAACGGUCCCAACACGCCCAAGUCCAACAAGAACUACAAGUUCAACCCAUCAUCAUUCAAGACCAUGAAGGGAUUCUUUGACAAUCAAUCGUCGGCUGCUUCAGCAUCCCCAGCCACAGCAACAUCAGCCUCACCAGCAUCAGCGGCAUCACCAUCCAGCAGUAGCGAUCUCAGUGCCAAGAGAAAGAGAGACAGUGGCAGCACAAACGAGGAGACACAAGAUGAACUUGCAAAGGAGCCCAAGAAAUUGGCCAAGAGCUCAGCUUCAAGUGAUAAGCCUGCACCUGCAACAGCGUCAACCAAAUCAAAGCCAUCAACAUCCACUUCAUCAUCUUCAUCAUCAUCAACAUCAUCGACAGCUUCAACAACAAAGACAACAACGACUACCUCGACCACCAGCAGCAAGGCACCAGCAGCAUCCAAACUAAAGAAACCUUGA